ACAAUUGACCUGCAGGAUGCCCUCUAACAGGCAUUUGAAUGAUGCUGUAAAGCUGUUUUGUGUGUAUUUUAUCUUUGUUCAGGUUCACGUCAGUAUUUUUCUUUUAUUAUCAGUCGCCGUGGAAUCUUUGUGUGAAUCGUGUUGUUGUAUGUGGCGUUGUUGCACCUCACUCUCACACACAUUAUGUUCGCUCCUGUGCCUAAUCUGAGAAUAGAAAGGAUACACGCGCACGCAUACUGACAAUAGGCCUGGACUCACAAACUCUCACAACUCUUUUUGACUACUCGGUUGCCAGGAAACUUAGCCCGAGUCUUUAAGAGUGAAGGAUAAUAAAAGAUUUGUUGUGUGUGUGUGUGGCCUCUGCCACUGUCUGGGCUACUGGGGGGCAGUUCGUUAACUCUCUGUGGGUGUGUGUGCCUGCAGUCAGGGCUGUUGGCGUUGAUUGCUUCUUACACGUUGCCAGCUUAGAAUAACCUCUGGACACAAACUUCAGCCACAAAUCGGCCGAGUCUCCUGUAGACGAGAGGCAGCCAUUGCUAAGACGGAAUAGCCAGAAGGUGAGGAUUUGUUUGAAAUGUCACACAUUUGAAAGUGGUGUUUCCAACACCUCAGAGCUGGACUCUUGGGACAACAUACUACAGACACCCAUGACAGAAUGAGAGGUGAAAUUGAAUGGUCUGAGCUGUAACCAUGGGAACGAGAAUGGAGGUGGCACAGCUUGAAAGCAGAAUGAACGCUGAGGAUUAUAGAAAGUUACAGAACCUUUUCCUUGACUUCUCAGGUGCAUCCCGCUCCUUGUCCCGAAUUCAGUUCAUCGAUCUUGCCUGGUCAUCAGUUGGCCACGGGUCCGAGGAGGAAUAUGGCUUCUUGUUUGACAGCGUGGUUCUCAGUCAGCAGCGCAGUGGCCUCCUCCUGGACAGCGACACCUCAAAGGAGAAAGAGUGCAUUGACUGGGGAGGCCUGUGCUCAUUUCUGCUGAUGGAGCUUUCCAAUAAAUUAAAGAACAGCAAAACUGUUAGCGCGCCUUGCUGGAAGCCACCACGCACCCUCACCUGUCCACAUCGAGACCCUGUUCAAAAGGUGCUGUACCUGCAGAGUUCAGGUCAGUAUCUCACUGUGAGUAAAGGAGGAAACGUAGGACUGCGGGAUGCGGAGGACAUGUCCCUUCUGCACACUCAUCGACUGCAGAACAGCACAGUCGCACCCAAGGACCUCUGGGUCACAGAUGUGGUGCUGCUGCAAAACGUGGACAAGUCUCAGAUAGCUGUGGCUUUCACAAGUAAAGAGGUGUGUUUCUAUGACUUCGUGUGUGAAAAGACCUUCAGCUGCAAGUGUAAACUCCAGGGCUUGAACUUUACUCCUUGGUGUCUAGACUACUGGGUAGAUCCCUGUAACCCUGACCAGGCUGUUCUCACUAUAGGAGACAUUGGAGGACGGGUCAGUGCUUUAUAUUUCACCUCAGCCCAGCUCUUCCUGUUUGAGAGAUUCAGUCUGAGGACAGACUCUGACUCAGCAGACAUCAUCCUUUGGGAUGAUCUGGCCAAAGGCAAGCACCGCUCCUGUUACACCGUGACACACCAAGCACACGCGCCUGGCUGGGUUAGAAAAGUGCGUUACCUGGGCUCACUUGAGGCCUUUGUGUCGUGCAGCAUCGCACCACAGAGCAGCAUCGUGAUUGGCUGGAGGGAAAAGGAAAGCACGAGCCUACGAAUCACUUCUUACUCUACAAAGGACGGUGUGUGGGACGUCGACUUCCAUAUUGGACUCGGCCUGUUAGCCACAGCAGGUGUGGAUCAUCACGUCUUGCUGUGGAAUCCUUACGUGACCUCUGAGCCGGCGUGCGCCCUUGGUGGACACACAAGCCCCGUCAUUGCUGUCUGCUUCCUGCAGACCAAGCAACAACUCCUCAGCUACUCCCAAGAUAAGGUGCUCUGUCUGUGGGAUGUGUCCAGCCAGCUGUGCACACACCGUCUGGCCGGUGUCUUUCCAAACAUACAGGGGGACACACACCCCUUCCUGUUUCUCAAUGAGGAGCGCCAGCACCUUGUGCUUUCAUUCAACAGCCUGCUUCUCCUGCUGGAAUCCAAGAGGGAGGAGAAGAAGACCAGUAGCCAUGAACGUCCUGUUACCUGUGUGCUGUAUAACAGUCGGUUCAGACAGGUAGUCAGCAGCGACUCUGCCUCCUCUGUGAUCUUCUGGCUGACUGACACAGGACAAAAGGUCAAGCAGUUCCACCGUUGCCAUGGUGAUGCUGAGAUCUCCACCAUGGCCCUAGACGUUACGCAGACCCGACUGUUUACCGCGGGCGCCGACGGAGAGGUCAAAGUGUGGGACUUUAACGGCCGCUGCCUUCACAGAAUGAAUGCCGGCCUGGGUCGUGCUGUCAGACUCUCUCAGGUGUUGUUGCUGAAGAGAAGCAUACUGGUGAUGGGCUGGGAAAGGAAGUUAACAGUUUUCCGCCUGCAUUCCUUCUUGCAGUCUACUGUUGAGCCCUGUGAGUGGAAGGGGGGACUCCAGCAUCGCGGUGCUGUACUGUGUGCCGCGUUCCAGCCCCCACAGACUCUAGUGACAGGAAGCUACCAUGGCGAGAUCAUAGUGUGGAACAGCAGCACAGAAAAAGCUUUGAGGAAACUCCGGCCACAUGACGAAGGGGAAGACUGCAAGAAGCAGCAAGAGGACUCUGAGAGCUGCGAUGCCAUCACCAGACUGUUCUUCAUUCCAGGACGCACAUCUGUAACAACUGCAGGCGCUGCAGAUUUGGUGUCCUGCGGGGGUUCAGGUACGGUCAGGCUCUGGAGCACCCAGCACGCCCGUCUGGUAGGACAGUUCACAGCCCACGAAGGGGACCUGGGAUCUAUUGUAAUAGCUGUCAGUCCCUGUGGAGAAUAUUUAACCACAGCUGACAGGGAAGGGACAGUCAAGAUAUGGGACGUGAAGUAUUAUUGCCUCACACCAGGUGAAGGAGUCAACAAAGAACUCCCAAAACUGCUAUCUAGUUUCCAUCCACACCUCGACCACGUGACUCACCUGGAGAUGUGUUUACAUGGCGAUAAGCUCCUCCUCCUCUCGGCAUCGUCAGACUGCAGUCUGGCUCUCAGUUACCUGCCUGGAGAGACCGUCGGUUUUUUCGGACAGAGUGAUCCUUGGUGUUUGGAGAGACCUGGAACGCAACAGGAAACGGAGCAGGACCAGAGUGACCGAGAAAGGCAAGAAAACACCGGACUAGAGAUCACCUCUGGCAAGCAGCGAGACUAAUGUUAACCAAGGACACGACUCUCCUGCAGAGCGAGGACAACUGGGGAUAAAGGAUCAGAAAAAGGCCAAAAGAGACAAAAGAGAAACUAAAGUGGUUGCAAGAGGAACUUUAUUUAGCUGAUUUGAGUUCUACAUGAUUACAGUUGUUUUAUUCCUGGACUGAAUAAGUACUUGAAAGAAUGAAUAGUUUGCUUACUUUAAAAAAAUACACUGUAAUGGUUUCGCUAAAGAAACUACAACAUGUGUGCCAAAUGAGUA
Molecule: messenger RNA, 3513 nt
Organism: Haplochromis burtoni (Burton's mouthbrooder)
Lineage: Eukaryota; Metazoa; Chordata; Actinopteri; Cichliformes; Cichlidae
Product: WD repeat-containing protein 49
Exons: 18
Coding region: 691-3255 (854 amino acids)
Molecular function (GO): protein binding
Source: RefSeq, a predicted model, not a curated record